AACCAAUAACCAUUGCGUUUCCCUAAGAGGUGGCCACUGGACGUCUUCUGUGUAAUACUAAUGUUAAUUUUUUAUCUGUGAAUAUAUUUUUCAAAAUGAGAACAAAACCGGUGUUAUCCUUUUCGAAGUUGGACGAAGAAACUGGCGCCAUGCUGGAUAACAUGUUUGAUAAAAAAGAUUGCAUGGUAGAAAUUAAUCCUGGCCGCGUGAUUUUACCAGCGGAUUAUAUGACUAUCGGUCAAGAUAUACUAGACAUGGAAGUUUUGGAUAGCGAUGUCUGGAUGUGCUCGUAUCCACGAACGGGCUCAACGUGGGCACAGGAAAUGGUGUGGCUGAUUGGACAUGACUUGGACUAUGAAGGAGCCAAAUCUAUACAACAAAUCCGGUGUCCAUUGGUGGAGCUAAGCUGUAUAAUGGUGGAUGGCCACGCGGAAUGGCAUGACGAGUCUGUAAAAGGCACUUCAGUGGAUCUUGUAAAGUAUCGUCUACCUCACCCCCGGUACAUCCGUAGCCAUCUACCCUGGGACCUGCUCCCCACUGAGAUCGUGAAGGAUGACGGGACUACAAAACCGAAGGUAAUAUACACGUCCCGUAACCCUAAAGAUAUGGUAGUAUCCUACUACCACUACUGCACGUUGGUUCACGGAUUAAAAGGUAGCUUUGAGGAUUUCUGUGAUUUGUUCAUGAGAGAUCAUGCGCCGUUUGGUCCAGUCUGGAACCAUAUACUUGGAUUCUGGAAACGUCGCCACGACCCGAACAUACUGUUCAUAAAGUUCGAGGAGAUGAAGCGCGACCUACCAAUGGUUGUUCGUAAAACAGCGACAUUUCUCAACAAAAAUAUGUCAGACGAACAAAUAGACAAGCUUUGCGAUCAUCUAUCCUUCCAAAACAUGAAACAAAAUCGCGCCGUGAAUUUAGAAGGCAUCUUAGAAAAGUCCUUUGGUAAAAGCUACUUGGAACAGACGCCUUUGCGUUUCAUUAGAAAGGGGGAAAUUGGAGAUUGGAAGAAUUUUAUGUCUGAUGAUCUGUCUCGGCGAUUUGAUGACUGGGCUGAACAGCAUUUGAAGGGAACAGAGUUGAGCUUUGAAUAAUAUUGUAUAAAGAAAUAAUAGUUUAAUAAUUUUGUUUAAUAUAUUAU
This is a messenger RNA of Pieris rapae (cabbage white), 1138 nucleotides long. RefSeq names its product luciferin sulfotransferase (gene St2). The record is from RefSeq and is a predicted model, not a curated record. Gene Ontology annotation, molecular function: sulfotransferase activity. The transcript is spliced from 5 exons. Gene Ontology annotation, biological process: sulfation. Gene Ontology annotation, cellular component: cytoplasm. The coding region runs from base 96 to 1091 and encodes 331 amino acids. Lineage: Eukaryota; Metazoa; Arthropoda; Insecta; Lepidoptera; Pieridae.